Messenger RNA from Cajanus cajan (pigeon pea), 2018 nucleotides. RefSeq names its product F-box/RNI-like superfamily protein. NCBI's taxonomy places the organism in Eukaryota, Viridiplantae, Streptophyta, Magnoliopsida, Fabales, Fabaceae. Gene Ontology annotation, molecular function: protein binding. The record is from RefSeq and is a predicted model, not a curated record.
CACACACAUAACAAAACACAAUUUCACAAACGAUAAAAAAAAAGAAAAGAAAAACUCCUCUCUCUCUGUUUAUGGUGAACGAUGGAGGAGCUACCAGGUCCCGUGGUGGUGGAGAUCCUGAGUCGUUUAACGGACUCAAGGGAUCUGGCGCGGUGCAGGGUGGCAUCGAAGAGCCUAAACGCGGUGUCGUACGAGGUGCCGUGGCUGAACAUGGUGUGUUCCAUGUCGCGGUACCUCAAGUCUCGUUCGCCGGAGACGAAGCACCUCGUGACGCCCUUCAAGACCGUGUUCGCGGACCUGGUGCGCCGCUCCAACAACCUCGAAUCGGUGUCGGUCGGCGUGGACCGCGCCCUCGGCGGCGUGUCCUUCGACGACGUGGAGGACGAGUCCGAUGAUCUCUACCUCACCGACUUCAACUUCAUCAGAGGCUGGCUCCCCUCCGUUUCCCACGCUCUCAAGUCCUUCUCCAUCUCCGAUUUCUGGGUCCAAUCUUGUUGGCGCCGAUCCGAAGCCUUGUCCCUCAUCUCUUCCACGUGUCAUAAUCUUGUGAAAUUGGUUGUGAGGAACGCUUGGUUAUCCGUGGAUGGUUUGUGUUUGAUGCCAACGUUGAGAUAUUUGACCCUUGAAUUUGUGAGACUGGAUGAUGAGGAUCUGAGCAGGAUCAAUGCUUGUUUCCCUAAUUUGACACAACUCAAUCUUAUUGGGGUUGGUGGACUUAAGGAGCCUAAGAUUAAUCUCUUGCACCUCACCACUUGUCAUUGGUCUGUCUCAAAUGCUCCACUUUCUUUGAUUAUAUCUGCUCCUUGCCUAGUUGAUUUUAAUCUCAAAUGCAUUAAACCUAGGCUGGUUGUCCUUGAAGCCCCUUCCUUGUCCAAUUUUAAUCUCUCCCUUGAGAACACUGAUGAUCUCAGGUUGAAAAAUUGUGCUAACAUACAAUGCCUUCAGCUUAGUGUAGAAUGCCCAUCUCUUGGUUUUUUGUGUCAUGUGUUUCGCCAUUGCAAUACAGUGAAGAGACUUACCUUGGAUUUGGUGGGAAGAAUGGAAAAUGUUGAUGUGGCAGAGUUUGGGCUUGAUACUCUGUUGAAUUGUUUCCCGAACACAACAUAUCUUAAUUUAGGUCCUGGAGCUUGGCAUGUGAUGGAGAAUUCUUUCAGCCGAGGAGGUUUGGAAGAUGGGAUAGGGAUGAAGAUGAUAAAAGAACUUGUUGCACAUCUGGUGGUCCAUGAAAUGGGGGUUACUCUUGAAUUUAUUUUCUCUGUUUUGGAUAAAUGCACCAAAUUGUCUGAUGUUUCACUACUCAUCCACCGUGAUGUUGAUUCAUAUGGUGCUGGCAGCCUGAUCUCUGCGUGCAGAAGCAAAUUUCCAAGAGUUAGAUGGAGAUGGGGAAUAUGGAAAGAAGGAAUAAAGGAUACUUGGGUCUCUGAUGGCAUCUAGUUUGGAGACUGCUUUCUUGUCUAUGAAAGGGAGAGUCAUAUGUUGAUUCAUAUGUUUCUCGUCUAUGUUUAUUCAUAUAUUGUAUCAUAGGUUUACGAAUAGACUAUUGGUGUUAGGACAUUGGUAGAUUUUAAAUAGUUUUUGUUGAUGCAACUCCAAGAAGUAUAAGCAUACAGCACAAAAUAUUGAUAAAAAUACUUCCCAAAUGUAUUGGCAAACUAUAGAAAGUCGGAAGAAACUAUGAGGGUCUGAAAGGGGAGUAUGGGCUAUGAGGCAUGGGUAUUAAGAAAUUUUUUUUUAAACUGCGUUGGCUAAGUGGAUGCAAUUGUGGAUAUGUGCAUGAACUGUGGAUCAGCAUUACAAAAUAUCAUGAUAAUAGAAUGUCUGGAAGAAGCAAUAUUGUGGGUAGUUUUUUUUUUUUUUUGUAUAUAUCUGUAGGCUUGUUGAUUGUUGUAUUUCUUUGUAUAUAUUUUUGUCCUGCUCAUUUCUUUUGAGCAUAUGUAUAAUCUUGCAUUAUUCAUCCUUGUUGUUUCAUUACUUGUAUAUUUGGAGUUCUGUUAAAAUGUAAAUCUUUAUUUUAUGAA